AUGAUAGAAAAAUUUAAUGCCAAAAGAAAAACAGAAAGUGACGUUAAACUUGAUAUUAAUAAUUUUACUGACCUUACAAAUGAGGAGUUUGUUCAAAUGUAUAUUGGUGGAAAAAAAUGGAAUGAAAACGUUAAAAACCAAAACAUUGUUAAUAAUAAUUAUAUUCCUAAAAAAAAUAAUUAUCCUACAAUGUAUUCUUUAUGUGGUAAAAAUAUUAAUUAUAACUCAGAAGCUGAUGGUAAAAUCGAUCAUUGUAGUCUUGGUGUUGACCAAAAACUUUGUCGUUGUUGUUAUGCAGCAUCAAUAGCUAAUUUUCUUCAAAUAAAACACCAUAUUGCUAAUGGUGAAAAUGUUCAAUAUUCUAUACAACAAAUUGUUGAUUGUACUGGUGGUAAAACUACAGGGUGUUGUAGUGGAAUGUCAUACGACGCAUUAAACUAUAAUAGGGUAUUUGCUACAAGUGAUGUUUAUCCAUUUAGAGAUGCUGAAACCUCUCCAGAUUGCCAAUCAUAUACAAGACCAAGUUGUUAUACUGUUAAAGAAUUCGCUCAAACACUUACUUCAUAUAAGGAAUGGUAUGCUCCAACAUACAGUGAAAUAAAGCAAAUUAUCUAUGAUAAUAAAGGUGCCAUUAGUGGAAUUUAUGUUCCUCUUAGUGGAGUUGCAUCUGAAGUAUGGCAAAGUUAUUCAAGUGGUAUAAUAAAUGUAAGUUCAUAUUGUAGUUCUAACAAUGGGAAUAUUUUCACUAACCAUAUGGUUGUACUAGUUGGAUUUGGUUUUGAAGCACAAGGAGAAGGAGUUAAUGGUAAUUUUGUUAUUAUUAGAAAUUCUUGGGGAACUGAGUGGGGAGACAAAGGUACUGCUAAGUUAUCUGCUGACAGUUUAUGUGGAAUAGGAAAUUGUGAUGGUGAGAAUGUUCCAUGCUCUCAUCCAACACUUAUCACAUUGGAGACUGAAGUAGGUCCAUCUACUAAACAAGAUUAUGGUUGUUUACAAAAUAAAUGUUCACCAACAAAUGAUUGUGAUGGGGUUAACUGUUUAACUAAAAGUUUAGAUCCACCACCUAAUCAUUCUGUUGGAAUUGUUAUUAUCAUGUUGGUAACAUGUCUUAUGAUGCUUUUCUAA
Entamoeba nuttalli P19 is the source of this 1125-nucleotide messenger RNA. Its product is annotated as cysteine protease, putative. Bases 1 to 1125 code for a protein of 374 amino acids. The record is from RefSeq and is a predicted model, not a curated record. Gene Ontology annotation, molecular function: cysteine-type endopeptidase activity. The transcript has a single exon. Gene Ontology annotation, cellular component: lysosome. Lineage: Eukaryota; Evosea; Mastigamoebida; Endamoebidae.